UGUGGCUUCCCCGUCUCUAAUCUAAUGAUGUUGGGAGUUGCACAGCAGUGAUUUUGUUGCCUCCGUGAGCCUGUUUCACUCUCCUCUUUUCCUUACACUCUGUUAGUCUGAUUGCAGUCCUGGGCAACCUGAUCCUAUUUUUUCCGAAAGCAGUAAUGUAGUCUCUCUAAACAGAAACUUCUGAUCUGCCGGCAGCAACCUCCAGUUUUCCCUGAAGCAGCCUUUCUUUCUUUCUUUCUUUUUUUUCUUCAUCUGAAAUGGCUCUAAAAGAAAGCAUAUUGCCCAUCAGUGAGAUGCUGAGUCCUUUCCCAGAGGUGAUGGAGCUGAACGUGGGAGGUCAGGUGUAUGUAACUAAACACUGCACCCUCAUCAGCAUCCCCGAAACUACUCUACAUAGCAUGUUCACCAAGAACCAGGUGAGAGAUUUACCCAGGGACAACAGGGGUCGUUUCUUCAUAGACCGAGACGGUUUCCUCUUCAGGUAUGUUCUGGACUUCCUUAGGGACAAGCAGCUGGUCCUUCCAGACCACUUCCCUGAAAAGGAGAGGCUUUUAAGAGAGGCAGAGUACUUUCAGCUCAAUGAUCUUCUUAAAUUGCUGACACCCAAGGUCACCAAGCAAAGCUCUAUGAACGAUGAAGGAUGCCAGAGUGAUAUAGAAGACAAUUCCCAAAGUAGUGACCUGGCCAGGACUGCUGCAUUGGACAAGAGGUCUGGUUUCAUCACCAUAGGCUACCGAGGCUCUUAUACCAUGAUCAGAGACAGCCAGGCAGAUGCCAAAUUCCGCCGGGUGGCCAGGAUUAUGGUGUGCGGCAGGAUCGCCCUGGCCAAAGAAGUUUUUGGGGAAACAUUGAAUGAGAGCAGAGACCCUGACCGACCUCCUGAGAAGUAUACAUCACGCUUUUACCUGAAGUUUACCUACUUGGAGCAGGCUUUUGACAGGCUGUCUGAAGCCGGGUUUCACAUGGUGGCUUGUAAUUCCACGGGCACUGCUGCCUUCAUUAACCAAUACAGGGAUGACAAAAUCUGGAGCAGCUACACUGAAUACAUCUUUUUCAGGCCAGCCCAGAGGACGAUAUCUCCAAAACAGGAAUGUGAAGAGAGGAAACAAGAGAAGCUCCCAGACAAAGGAAGCGAAAGUGGAACGUCGCUUAAUGAGCUGUCUACCUCCAGCUCUGAGACCCAUUCAGAAAUCACCAGUCCACAAGACAACAUCUCCUGUGCCCCACAGGCCUCCUCACACCAGCCAAGCACACUCACCUUGGAUCGGCCUUCCAAGAAGGUCUCUGUGCAGUGGAUGCCACAACCGGACAAGCGCAGGAACAGUGAGCUCUUUCAGACUCUGAUAAGUGCCCCUCGAGAGACGAACCUGAAAAAAAAGAAAGCUUCAGAAAAGUUAAGCGUGGAAGAAGAAAUGAAAAAGUGCAUACAGGAUUUUAAACAAAUUAAAAUACCUGCCGAUUUUCCAGAACGCAAACGUCAGUGGCAAUCUGAACUGUUACAAAAGUAUGGGCUAUAGGUUUUUUUUUUCCUCCUAAGCUGUGUUACUGAACAAAUGAGACCGUUUGUUAACUAGUGCUUCAACAUCCAGCUAUCACUGUCAUAAUCACUUGGCAUUGGUUCAAUCAAAAUACUGUAUGCUUACAAAAUGAAUAUAGAUGUGACUCAAAAAAGAGGGUGACUUCUGAAACUAAAUGGCUUACAGGAAAGUGAAUAAUGUAUGAUUAAGCUAAAUAGUGUGUGUUUAAAGCUAUUUGUUUUUAGUUGCUAUGUUCCCCGUUGACUAUCACAAGAAGCUUCAUUAAAACAAUGAAACACAUCUAGGCUGUGGUACAGUAGCUAGGCUCCAAAUGUUCAUGUCAAAAUCUAUCAAAUAGACUAAAUCAAGUUAGUUAAUUACUGUGUGCUUGCAUGAAUGGACAGGUAAUCAUGGAAUGGAUCCAGAUUCCUAAAUAAAGGUGUUUAUCUGCACAUGUGAAGUUAAAUAUAAAUGGAGGUUUUCCUUGAUUAUUCAAAUGUAACACAACAUUUAGACUGUAUUGUUAGUUUAUGGUCAGUAUGUUCAUUGAUAAAAUAUGUUUUCAAAUAUAUACACUACCGGUCAAAGGUUUUAGAACACCUCCAUUUUUCCAGUUUUUAUUGAAAUUUACACAGUUUAAUGUCUCAAUGUACUCUGAAAUUAAAGCAUAGAACAAAUAAACAAUUCGAGAUAAAAAAGAAAUCAUGGAAUCGUUUUGCUUAACUAAAUUUAAUCUAAAUUUUUGACUUAUCAAAGUAGCCACCUUUUGCAGAUAUAACAGCCGAACACACUCGUGGCAUUCUUUCUACAAUGGAAAUCAAAUAUUGUUCGGAAAGUUCUUCCCAACACUGUUGCAGAAGUUCCCACAAAUGUGUUGCACUUGUAGGUUGCUUUGCUUUCACCCUUCUGUCCAGUUCAUCCCAAACCAGCUCGAUGGGGUUUAAGUCUGGAGACUGUGCUGGCCAUUCCAUGAUUUGAAGCCUACCGUCUUGUUCUUUUCUUCUAAGGUAGUUCUGACAUAGCCUGGAGGUAUGUUUUGGGUCAUUAUCUUGCUGUAGGAUGAACCCCUGACCAACUAGGCGUAUACCAGAGGGUAUUGCAUGGCGCUGCAAAAUGCUGUGGUAGCAGUUUUGGUUCAGGGUGCCACUCACUCUGUGCAAGUCGCCGACUCUGGAUCCAGCAAAAGAGCCCCAGACCAUCACGCUUCCUCCUCCAUGUUUGACAGUUGGUGUCACACACCGAGGAACCAUCCUUUCGCCUACUCGACGGCAUACAAAAAUCCUGCGUGAUGAACCGAAGAUUUCAAAUUUUGAUUCAUCGGUCCAUAAGACCUUCUUCCAGUCUUCAGUAGUCCACUGGCGGUGCUUCAUGGCCCAGGCAAGCCUCUUUUUCUUAUUUUGCCAUCUUAGCAAUGGCUUUCUUACUGCCACUUGACCUGUCAAACCUGCAGCUCGAAGUCUUCUCUUCACAGUUGAAACUGAGACUUGCUUACUUCGACCAGUGUUAAGCUGUGCUUGAAGCUGUUGUCCUGUGAGCCGCCUAUCACGCAAGCUGUUGACUCUCAGAAACUUGUCUUCUGAUUCUGUUGUGGCUUUGGGUCUGCCAGACCUCUUCCUGUCAGAGUUUCCUCCAGUUUCCAAGUGCCUUUUGAUGGUGUAGGAAACUGUACUCACUGACACCUUGGCUUUCUUUGCAAUUUCUCUAAAGGAAAGACCUACACUUUUAAGGGUUAUAAUGGUCUGUCUGUCUUCCUUUGUUAAUUGCCUUUCUCUCACCAUUAUGAGAGCAAUAUACUACUUCCUGCAGUACAAUACUGUCCAAAUAAUGCUUAAGAUGGUGUAGUAACACAGUCUGUUCCAACACUGCUUUUAUACAGACAGAGGGUUUGUAAGUAAUCAACAAAAGUUGUGACACCUGUAGGAAUUGUUAGCAUUAACUUUCAAGGCUUAAUUUACUUCCAUUGCUGCAGAACAGCUGUAAGUUGUUAACCCAUUACUUGUUCCCUGAAAAAGGCCUUUUUGUAUAACUCAAAUGUACAUUAUUUUUCAGUUUUUGGUAACCUAAACUUUUUUUUUUUAAACCUCUGGCAGUUUACCGCUUACCUUUGUACCAUUUCAUGUUAUUCACUGGACUUGAACUGCUUAAAUUUCAAUAAAAACUGGAAAAAUGGGGGUGUUGUAAAACUUUUG
Molecule: messenger RNA, 3706 nt
Organism: Acipenser ruthenus (sterlet)
Lineage: Eukaryota; Metazoa; Chordata; Actinopteri; Acipenseriformes; Acipenseridae
Product: BTB/POZ domain-containing protein KCTD8-like
Exons: 2
Coding region: 258-1517 (419 amino acids)
Biological process (GO): regulation of G protein-coupled receptor signaling pathway; protein homooligomerization
Molecular function (GO): protein binding
Source: RefSeq, a predicted model, not a curated record